CAAGCAGCGAGAGAAACAGAGAUUGUUCCUGGCCCGGCCUGUCUGGCCCUGGAACCAGCGAUGCCCCUCUCCACAUCGCCUAGCCCUCUCGGUCAUCACUUCUGGACCUUUACCCGUUUUGGUGUCUGUUCCUGGCUAAGCAGGGUUGUUGACGGGUUGUGAUGGGCUGUUGAUGGUGGAUGAUAGAGCAGAACGCGAUGUCUUGGUGACGACGCCCCUGUCACCACACCAAGUUCCCCCAGUUUGACAAUGUCUCUUGCUAACACGCCUCGCAGAAGGGCGCUUCGAAUGAGAUUGUUUCCAUCCCUUCAAAAUGGCUCUCAUCUCCCUCCCUUUUCUGGCACAUCCCGGUUCCUGGUUUUUUGACACCACCACUCUCUCUUCAAACCAUCGUCCAAAUCCGCGAGUUAUCUUGAUAACCCGCUGUCACUCCUUUCCGGACGGGUCUAGCAAACAAAAGCACAACUUUUAGCACUCUUAACCACCAACGAGUUUUACGAAUCUCUCCACGAUCUCCCGAUAGUUCAAGAUGCACUUCACCUCUGCCGUCGUCCUCGCGGCCGCCUUCGCCGGCGUGUCUGCCCACCCUUCUGCCCACAACCACCAGAAGUUCCACGAGCGCCGCAGCGCUGACGCCGUCGAGGAGCGCGACCUGACCUUCAUCAAGAACAUCCUCCCCUCCACGACUCCCUCUUCCACCUCUGCCGCCCCCGCCGCUACCUCCGCCGCUUCCACCGGCGGUGUCUACACCCCCUUCUGCAGCGGCUCCAACAGCAAGCGCGCCACCAUCGCCGAGAUCGCCUACUCUGGCAACACCGGCAGCGCGGACAACUGGGGCUGCAACAUGCAGAUCGUCAACGACGCCAGCGUCUCCCUCUACAACUACACCACCACCUUCACCGCGAGCGAUGCCGACUACUCUUGCUCGUGCUUCAACAAGAUCGGCCCCAAGGGCCUGAUCGACGGCUGCUGGUUCGCCGCAAUUACUUUCACCGUCAAGGAGGGUCAGUCCAAGAACGUCGCCUUCGACGCCGACUCCCAGGGCUCAUGCGCCUGCGGCUCCGGCACCACGGUCCCCAAGACCCCCAUCGGCCAGUUCGCUGGUACCUGGCUCGAGUUCGACUGGGGCUCCACCCCCAACGGCGGCAACUCUGGUGCCGACGCCUCCGUCCUCGUUGCCGGCUCCCAGAGCAUGCCUUACUACGGCAUGAAGGUCGCCGCCAACGGCAAGACCUGCUCCUGGGUCAAGUCUGACGGCACCAACGAGGGUGCUUACAUGCCCGGCAUGGAGGCUGAGGAUGGCGUCGGCUGCAAGGGCUACUACAAGGGCCACCUGGACGUCACCCUCGGCGACAAGUUCACCGCGUAAGAAAGGCUCAUCCUUUUCUUUCCGCCUGGUCCAGUCUUCUUCCCUUGCCUGGGGUGAGUUUUUCGUCGGGGAAAGGGGGUCAUCUCACACAAAACCCACGCAAAAAAACCUCGCCACGAUGACGAAGCCCAGUAAUGGAUGUUUUCCUUAAUCUUCAGAGCUUCUUGACGGCGCAUGGGAUACCUCUUUUCUUUCGGGGCACAUAUUUUGGAUGGUGCGGCCUAUUUGCCAUUGCCCCUCGUGCCCACCACCAGCUUCUUCUGCUUUGGACAUUUGUGCAGAUUUCUCGGGAUAUGGGAAAAAGCGUUAACGAACAAGACGGUUGGUUUAAAGGGACGCCUUGUUCAACGGAACGGUUACAUAAAUCUAGUCCCCCUACCUACCCACACAUAUACCUAGUGUCUGCUGCUUAAUGCGACAUCAAAAAAACUCAUCCUCUAAAACCUACUUAAGCUUGCCUCCCCAUCUGUGCUCAGUGUGUGUGUAUCGUUCAUCCCGUCAUUCGUCUCAAAUUUGAUUAGCAGUGGGCUUGCCGCGUCUAGCGAGGCACAGCUGGGGAUCAAGCUUCAGAACCGUUUCAUCCACGACAUGGGAUGUCGGCAACGCUUGUACGACC
Colletotrichum scovillei is the source of this 1985-nucleotide messenger RNA. RefSeq lists its product as uncharacterized. Gene Ontology annotation, cellular component: extracellular region. Bases 530 to 1369 code for a protein of 279 amino acids. The transcript has a single exon. Gene Ontology annotation, molecular function: IgE binding. The record is from RefSeq and is a predicted model, not a curated record. Lineage: Eukaryota; Fungi; Ascomycota; Sordariomycetes; Glomerellales; Glomerellaceae.